Messenger RNA from Apis florea (little honeybee), 3039 nucleotides. RefSeq names its product zinc finger protein klumpfuss (gene klu). Gene Ontology annotation, cellular component: nucleus. Gene Ontology annotation, biological process: regulation of gene expression. The record is from RefSeq and is a predicted model, not a curated record. Lineage: Eukaryota; Metazoa; Arthropoda; Insecta; Hymenoptera; Apidae.
GUAGUCUCGCAGUCGGCGCGAGACCGCGCUACUGGAAGGGUCGGUGUGUUGUCAUAUAUGUGGAUGUACGCAAACGCCUCUCUCAGAUUCUCUCUUUCCAUCACACUCGCCUUAUAAUCACCUUACUCGCACAAGAAUAUCGACAACGACAAAAACAAAAUCAUUAGACGACAGAAUAUAGGAGAAAAAACGUGCGAGGAAAGAAGAAACGAAGUUGACUGCGUGUCGCGAACCACCCCUUCCCGCUCACCGAGUGACCAAACGAGAGAAACGGUUUUUUUUCCUCGUCUAUACGUACGUACGUAGAGAAGGAACGACCGUGUUCGUAAACCGCAUCCAAAAGUUAAGUACACGCCUUCGACCGAAUUCGAAAGUUACAAAAAUAUCGCUGUACCUACGACGUUUACAGUUUAAUAUCAACACGGGGGUGUGAUUUUAGAGAAGAAAUACACGAUCGGUUGGAUACCGACGGACCGAAGAAGUCUCUGUGAUCUCGAUGUGCCUGGUUGUAUAUUAUUUACGAAACGUAUCGGUUUGUAGCGUGUUUGUGCGCAGCUCACGAACAGAACUGGGAAUAAGUGCGUUCGCACGAACGUGUGUGUUCACCGAGCAAAGGAUACGCUUUUCAUAACGUUUCGAUCGAGCGAGGAACUUUUCCUCCGUAGUGCCAUUUUGUCGAAUGGAGAUAGAAUUAAACUAGUGAGGGACAGAAUAACGACGAGAGUGUCGUUUUUCUACCUAUUACCGUGGAUAGAUAGAAAAAUGAAAAAGGAAUGAUAACUGGGGCGCGGCGUGGAUUGUGUGUGAUAUUCGAUUUUUUGAUCGAUCAUCGAAGGAUUAUCGGUGUUGAUUGUUGUUUAAUAGUCGUCUAUAUUUACCACUUGGGUUGUGUUACCGACCGUGCAAGAAACUCGUUGCGACGGCUCGGAGACAAUCGCUACUGUGAUAACGAACGAUAUUCGUUUUAAAAGUAAAUUUAGUGCCUGUCUUUGUGAUCCGUGACAUCGUUAUUCGUCGGAAGUUAACACUCGAAACGACUUCGUUUAAUUCGCAUCGUGGAAGGAGUUGAAUUUUGAAAGCAUCGGAUGCGCGGGAGCUUUUAACGAACAGCGGGACGAGGUGGGAGGCAGUACGGUGGUAGCCGAGGGUGUAGUAGGCGGCAUAAAGGGCCCAGGCGGCGGGUGCCGCGCAUCCUCGAUGACGAUGGCCGAGAGCGCCGUGGAGGACGCUGCAGCCGCGCCCCCGGGUCCGGCCAAGCCGCCACCGCCCUCCUGCACCAACAACAACACCCUCGCGGCGACGGCCAACCGGAAUCACCGCAACCUCCGCCGGCGGAAACGGCUCGACCAGGUCCUCGACAUCCUCCAACACCGGAGCUCGCCCUCCGAGGGCGAGGUGUUGAGGUUCGAGGGUAGCGGCCCCGCAUCCGAGGAGGAGGAGGACGUGUUCGGCUCACCGAGGUCGUCCUCCAGAUCGGCCGCCGAUCCACCGUCCGGCAUCAGUCUGCUACCCCUCAGGUUGAAGAGCGAGGAGCCCGCCACGCCCACCGCCGAGGAGCAACGAGACGAGUCGAACGCGAACGAGUCGACCGCCGCCGCAACCACCACCACCACCACCACCACCACCAUCACCGCCAGCAACAACAACAACAACAACAACAACAACAACAAUAGCAACAACGACGACGUAAACGACGAGGAGGAGGAGGAGGAGGCGGAGGAGGAGAAGAAGAAGAACGGCGAAGGGGCGCAGCAACAGCAACAACAGCAGCAACAGCAACAACAGAAUAAUAACAAUCAUCACUCGCAUCAUCACUCGCACCACCAUCGCCACCGGCACAGGCAUCAUCACUCGCGGAACAACGCCAAUCACCCGGCGUACGACCACCUCCAUCAUCCCCCUCAUCAUCAAAGAUCCUCGGCGCCGAAAUACGCGGGUUGCACCUGCGUCCAGUGUUCCCAAUCCUCCACUCCCCCCAUGGUGCUCCCGUCCCCCACCUCCCCCCUAACCCCGCUCACCCCCCUCACCCCAUUGACCCCGCUCACCCUGCCCCCGUUAACGCCAGGAUCCCUCUCGUCGUACAGUUUCGAGCACUACAUGCACACCAAGUACCUGCCGGAUAUAUUCAGGGGCCGGAGCCACUCGGACUCGGACUUGGUCCCGGGAUGGGAGCAGAAGCCGCCCCUCUCGGCCGCCGCCUCGUCGUCCGUGUUCGUGAACCACCAUCCGUUGAGAAGCGGUUUCCUGGACAGCGACACGACCAGCCCCCAGGAGUCGCCCCUCGACCUCUCGAUGAAGAACCUGAUGGCGUCCGCGGCGGCUGCGGCCGCCGCCGCCGCAGCCGCCGCCGCGGCCGUCUCCGGCCGGCCCCCCGCCCUCCAGCUACUCCCGCCCGGAAUCGUGUCGAGGGGCUCGGUGAGCGUGCCCGUGGUGAAGGGGGACGUGGCGUCGCCCACGACCAAGGAGAGCGUGGCCGUGAGAUACAACCUCGAGGUGUCGCCCGUGGUGGAGGAGAUGCCGCCCGGGGCGGACGUCGCGUACGUGUGCCCCGUGUGCGGGCAAAUGUUCAGCCUGCACGACCGGUUGGCCAAGCACAUGGCGUCGAGGCACAGGAGGCAGGGGCCCCAGGACGCGUCCGCCAAGGCCUACCUGUGCGACGUGUGCAAGAGGAGUUUCGCCAGGUCGGACAUGCUCACCCGCCACAUGAGGCUGCACACGGGCGUGAAACCGUACACGUGCAAGGUUUGCGGCCAGGUAUUCAGCAGGUCGGACCAUCUAAGCACCCAUCAGAGGACGCACACGGGCGAGAAGCCGUACAAAUGUCCCCAGUGCGCGUACGCCGCGUGCAGACGGGACAUGAUCACCAGGCACUUGAGGACCCACGCCCGUUUCCCCGACGUUCAAACGCCUAAGAGCGAGCCGGGCCUCCUCCCGGGCGAGGACAGCCCCACCUUCGCUCGGGAGUUGGCCUCCCCUUCGGCGACGAUCAAGGCCGAAUGACGACGGCCGGGUGGAUGACCGCCGAUUCCGACGGCGGGA